This is a messenger RNA of Oreochromis aureus, 1298 nucleotides long. RefSeq lists its product as uncharacterized. The record is from RefSeq and is a predicted model, not a curated record. Gene Ontology annotation, biological process: negative regulation of T cell proliferation; positive regulation of T cell proliferation; cellular response to lipopolysaccharide. The coding region runs from base 109 to 909 and encodes 266 amino acids. Gene Ontology annotation, cellular component: external side of plasma membrane. The transcript has 7 exons. Lineage: Eukaryota; Metazoa; Chordata; Actinopteri; Cichliformes; Cichlidae.
ACAUGGCUGAUUUGAUACCAGGUGCAGGUGUUCACAGAGCUGCCUUUGGACCUCCUUUUGUUCAGCAGGUUCCAUCAUGAAGUUGUGCAGUCCAGUGCUCCAUGUGAAAUGACAUGUUACAGGAUCAGGAUUACCAGGAUCGACAGUACCAUGUGUCUGGUGAUUGUCAUAUUUCUGUGGAUUCUGACCAUUUCCAGAGGAGCCCCAGUCAAAGUCAGCAUUCAGCAUGUAGGAAACAGGAUCACCUGCAGCUCAGAGGGCAUCUACCCUGAACCUGAGCUCACCUGGUCAACCAGACCUCCAUCCAAGGUGAGCUUCAAGAAUACAACAACAGUCGAGCAGACCAAGCAGCAGCUCUACAACAUCAACGGUUCUUUGAUAGCUUCACUCAAUGAAACUGAUCGAGUCUACAGCUGCACUGUGAGCACUCAGAGAAACAGGAGGAGAGCCAGUCUGAGGCAGCUACCUUCAGUUACUGGCAGCUUCACUGAAACCACAAUCCCCUGCCCCAGCUUUAACACUUCUCCAACAAGCCUCAUUUGGAGAUUCCUUAAUCGUGCAAUUUUGGAAAAGACUGGGUCUGGUUCCAACUACACAGUCUCAAAGGAGUGGAAGCAGCAUGUGAAGGCUGUAUCAGAGUUAGGAAGCCUCACAUUACUGGGCUUAUCUUCAGAGAAGGAGGGAAUAUACACGUGUGAGAUUAGUAAUGUUGAGGAGAUGCUGAUUAAUUACACCAUUAUUCAAAUAAGUCAAGGAAAUACAUACAUGACUAUUAUAGCCAUUACUGCAGGGGUGGUAGUACUCAUAUGCAUCCUAUCGUCAGUCUGCCUGGUGCUGUACUGCAGAAGGAAAAGAGGUCAGCAAGAAAACAGCAUGACGGCGUCAGAGAGUGGCGAACCCAACAUUUAACAGAGAUGUUGAACUUCAUGGAUUUAAAGAAGCAAAGUCUCCUGUGAGCUGUUAAUACACCAAACGUCCCUCUGAUUCAUCCAACUAAAGAUUGCAAACCUUAAUAACUGAAUUUUAAGAAAUGUUUGAUAUGUAAGUGUAAACCAAAGGAAGGUGAAGAAAAAAUGAUCUUCUGCAGUGGGAACUCAACUGUCAGCCAGGCACAUGAAUGUUUUAUGCAGUAAAAUGAUGUGAAAGGAAGUUAAUCGGCUUCACAUUUGAUUGAUGGAACUGGAAGUGACCUCGUCCCAGUUACCACUAUGACUGGAAUAUUUUGCACUUUCACCUACAAACUGCAUGAUUUUUAACUACAGGUUUUAUUGUCAUAAUAAAAAUGUGAUGGACAAUCA